GUUAGUUCAUCGUUCGAGGUAACCAGGUAGAAGAUGAAUUUAGAGCCGAUCCCGGAAGGAGAUGAGGACGAGGAGAUGUGGGAAUUCUUCAUGGGUUUGCCAAUUCCAAGAGCUUAUGGCAGCACUUACUUGACACUUAUUCCAAAAUCAGAUAAUCCAAGAACUUUUGAUGAUUAUAGACCUAUAUCCCUCUCCACUUUCAUGAGCAAAAUCAAUACCAAAAUCCUAGCAGGCAGGCUCAAUUCCAUCCUUCCUAAGCUUAUCUCUAAGGAACAAGCAGCCUUCCAGAAAGGUAAGUCCAUUGAUGACCAUAUCCUCAUGGCACAGGAAGCAGUCCAUCUCAUUGACAAAAAGACUUUUGGGGGUAAUCUAAUUCUCAAGAUGGAUAUGGCAAAAGCGUUUGACAAACUGGACUGGGAGUAUCUCGAAGCCUUACUACAGUCUUUUGGCUUCAAUCAACUUUCCACUUCUCUGCUUAUGGCUAAUCUUAAAGGAAGUUUUUUCAGCAUUCUUCUCAAUGGAGAGCCAGCAGGAUAUUUCAAAAUGGAGAGGGGUGUAAAACAGGGAGACCCAUUCUCACCCCUCUUAUUCAUACUUGCAGCAGAUGGUUUCAGCAGACUCAUCAACCACCAGAUGAACACACAACACCUCCUCAGAUUCAAUUCUGGUCAGGUCCCUUUCCCCUCCCACCUUAUUUAUGCUGAUGACAUUAUGAUCUUUUCCAGGGGUGAAACUAGAAACCUGCUCAAGCUCAAGGUCACUCUAGAAACUUAUCUUAAAGCAUCAGGCCAAGAGAUCAAUCUUAAUAAGAGUAAAUUCUACACAUCAAAGAACACAACCACCUCCCAAACUCAGAACAUGGAGAAAGCUUUAGGAAUCAAAAGAGGAAAGCUGCCUUUUACCUACCUAGGAGCACCUAUUUGUCGUGGGAUUCUGAGGAAAGAACACUGCAAGGAAGUCCUAGGACACUUUGAAAAACGUAUCCAAUCCUGGAUCUUCUUGUGGAAACUCCUCAACGGGGCACUACCUUUUCCUCAAAAUCUUGGCAGAUUUGCCUCCUCCCUACCAAGCAUGUGCCCUCUCUGCAAAAACAACAAUGAUGACACAGACCACUGCCUACUCCACUGUCCAACAGCAACCACGGUGUGGAACAAGCUGGCCGCCCUCUCCAAUGGCCCAAGCGUUAAAGAGAACACUACUCUACGUCAACACCUCCUUGCAUGGUGGUUUGGAAGCAGCACUAAAAACUUCAAGGGAACCCUUCGUAUCAUUUUCCCAGGCCUUUGCACAUGGUCCCUAUGGAAGGCACGUAACUCUAGUCUUCACAACGCAACCAUUCCAACAGCAGAGGGAAUAUUUCAAUCCUGCCUCAAGACACUUCAAUCAUUGGGCAUACCUCAAUAGGAGCAAAAAAUGGAUGGUGCAUGAUGCAGACUUCAUAGGUUUGGGGAUUGAUUCCUUCUGGCGCAAUGGUCGAAGAUUAUUAGCUAGAACUUUCGAAUAAGUUUGCUUUGUAUCACCUACCUGACCUUCUUGUAUCUUUGUCUCUUGUUUUUUUCUAAUAAAUGCAUUUACCUUUU
Cuscuta campestris is the source of this 1580-nucleotide messenger RNA. The record is from the annotation of a GenBank genome assembly. NCBI's taxonomy places the organism in Eukaryota, Viridiplantae, Streptophyta, Magnoliopsida, Solanales, Convolvulaceae.